This is a messenger RNA of Jaculus jaculus (lesser Egyptian jerboa), 4279 nucleotides long. It is a transcript of the gene Bag4, whose product is annotated as BAG cochaperone 4. Bases 17 to 1384 code for a protein of 455 amino acids. Gene Ontology annotation, molecular function: protein-folding chaperone binding; adenyl-nucleotide exchange factor activity. Gene Ontology annotation, biological process: protein stabilization. NCBI's taxonomy places the organism in Eukaryota, Metazoa, Chordata, Mammalia, Rodentia, Dipodidae. The record is from RefSeq and is a predicted model, not a curated record. The transcript has 5 exons. Gene Ontology annotation, cellular component: cytoplasm; nucleus; membrane.
CGGGGCAGCCGAGCCCAUGUCGGCCCUGAGGCGCUCCGGCUACGGCCCCAGCGACGGUCCUUCUUACGGCCGCUACUACGGGCCCGGGGGCGGCGAUGCGCCGGUGCCCCUGCCUCCGCCCUUGUACCCUCCUGUGCGCCCCGAGCCUCCGCAGCCUCCCGUCUCCUGGCGGGGCCGCGGAGGCGCCCCGACCGAGACCUGGCCGGGGGAAGGCGCGGGGGGCGACGGCUACUACGCCUCUGGAGGGGCCUGGCCGGAGCCGAGUCGAGCUGGCGGCGGCCACCAGGAACAGCCACCAUAUCCUGGCUAUAAUCCUAACUACUGGAAUUCUACACGACCCAGGGCCCCAUACCCAAGCACAUAUACAGUGAGACCAGAGUUACAAGGCCAGAGUUUGAAUUCUUAUACAAAUGGAGCCUACGGUCCACCAUAUGGCCCUGGCCCUGGCACAGGUACUGCCUCAUACUCAGGGGCUUAUUAUGUACCUGGCUAUACUCAAAGCAGUUACUCCACAGAAGUUCCAAGCACUUAUCGUUCUCCUGGCCACAGCCCAACCCCAGUCUCUCGUUGGAUAUAUCCCCAGCAGGACUGUCCGACUGAAGCACCCCCUCCUAGGGGACAGGCUCCAGGGUAUCCUGCUCCACAGAACCCUGGAAUAAACCUGCCCCAUUAUUCAUAUGGGGAUGGCAAUCGCAGUGUGCCACAGUCAGGACCAUCUAUACGGCCACAGGAAGAAGCCUGGGCUUCUGGUUCUUACGGGAUGGGUGCCCGUUACCCUUGGCCUUCAGCUGCACCCUCAGCACCACCUGGGAAUCUCUACAUGACUGAAAGUGUUUCACCAUGGCCUGCCAACAGUUCUCCUCAGCCACCUCCCUCACCACCAUCCCAACAACCAAAGGAUUCCCCAUACCCUUGUAGCCAAUCAGAUCAAAGCAUGAACCGGCACAACUUUCCGUGCAGUGUCCAUCAGUACCAGUCUUCGGGAACAAUGAACAGCGACGAUUCAGACCUUCUGGAUUCCCAAGUCCAGUACAGUGCUGAGCCUCAGCUAUAUGGUAAUGUCACCAGGGAGCAUCCCAGCACCCAGGAGCAGAGUGACAGUCUUCCUGAAGCAUGUUUGUCUUCUGAGGAAGGUGCUCCUCCAAGUAUUAAGAAGAUCAUACGAGUUCUGGAGAAGGUUCAGUAUCUUGAGCAAGAAGUAGAAGAAUUUGCGGGGAAGAAGACAGAUAAAGCCUACUGGCUUCUGGAAGAAAUGUUGACGAAGGAACUUUUGGAACUGGAUUCUGUUGAAACUGGGGGCCAAGGCUCUGUCCGUCAGGCCAGGAAAGAGGCUGUUUGUAAGAUACAGGCCAUACUGGAAAAAUUAGAAAAAAAAGGAUUAUGAAAGGAUUUAGUAUAAACCUGUUACUUACUUGGCCAAAGAACUCUUGAAUUUGGUUAGCUUUUUUUUUUUUUUUUUCCUGAAAUGCCUGUCGACAAGAAGCAAUACUAACUUCUCUUUGAUUUAAAGUUUUAAGAGAAGAACAGUUUGCAAUGCCGGCAGAAGAUUGGAAGAACAUUGGAGUUGAGGGUUUUUUUCUUUUCCUUCACUUUUCAGGUAAAUGUGGUAGAAACUGGAAUUCUCAGUAUUGCCAAGCCAACUCAGUCAAGAUAUUCAUGGAUAUUUGCAGGCUGCUUCUUGUCAGCAGGAGGGAAAUAUCCGUUAAGUAACAGGCUAGCACAGACUAUACAAUCUCAGACCAGCAGGCUUUGCUCUUGUGGACAUUUGGAUUGUCAUUGUUUGUACAUCGUGACUGAUACACUUUACAUAUGUAUUAUAGCUUAGACUUGAGCUUUCUUGGACCACUGUUUUGUUUGUUAUUUGCAGUUUACAAAUAUAUCAUUAUUCUCUACUUCUUGGUACAUUUUGUAGUAAUACAUUUACUAUAAUUAUUCAAGAGUCUAUAUUAACAGCUGGAUAGAAUGACAGUUCUGAAUGAAUUUAUGUCCUUUCACCAUUUGAAUAUAUUGCAAUGUGUAGUGAGUUCUUGAAGUUAAUUGUCUCCCUUUUUGUAAAGUUAGAAGAGUUCUACUUUUCAGAGCAGGAGAGGAGGUGAAUUUGGAAAUUAGAUUAGCAUAAGAAUGAAAAUUUUAUUUCUUUGCUUUUCGUUGUAUUUGGGUAAAACUUAACUUUAAAAUUACUCUUUUUGAAUGAAGUAUAAUGUUUCACUAUUGCAAUUUCUAUAGAAGCCCUUAUGAUUAAAAACAUGAAUUAAAUGCCACCGUGAGUAGAAAUAACUGCAAAAAAGGAAGAAUAUGAUCAGUUGAUAAUAUUGCUCUCCAUUUGUUUCUGGGGCAUAUUAGAGCUCAGUUUAUCCUUAAUGAAAAGGGAAGGAGAUUCAUGCUCAGGGAAUGAGUCAGCCAUAGCUAGGGUGGGGAAAUUAAGUGUUUUCAUUUAGGUUUGGCCUUUAUUUCCUAGAACAAAUUUCAUAGAACUGCCUGUUUCAUAAAAAGAUGUUAUUAUUAUUAUUAACAAUCAUUGUAGAGCCAAAUUGAAGACAUGGAUAUUGAGGAGUUGAGGAGGUGGUUCAGUCAGUAAAGUGCUUGCCUUGCGAGUGUAAGGGCCUGAUUUGACCCCCCAGGACCCAUGUAAAUGCCAGGCAUGUUGGUACAUACUUGUAAUCCCAAUGCUGGGGUGGCAGAGACAGGAGGAGGUAUGGAACUCACUGGCCAUCUGGCUUAGUCUACUUGGUGAACUCCAGGCCAGUGAGAAACCCUGUCUCAAAAAAGGAUGCCCUUCUUUUGUCCUCUGCCCUUGCUUGAGUAUCCAUCAUUGUUUUAUAGAUGCUUAGGUAAAUGAUUUUCCUUUUAUCUUUGUCAUGUAAGGUAAGAUUGAGUACACAGUAUCUGCUUUUGCAAGAACAGCAAUUUUCUAAUAAGCUAUCACAGCAAUAUAUUUUUUUAGAUUAAGAGGUUUAUUAGUAAUACUAAGUCCGUAGCCACAUCCUCCUUUCACAGUCUGAUGCUAACAUUGGAUGAGGAGAAGAAUUGGAGUAAAAUAUUGUCUGAGUCUUACAGUUGGGAUGAAUGAUUUGGUGUAUGUGACAAUUUUAUUGUAGAAUUCACUCAUUUUGGCUUAAUACAGGAAUAUUUCUAAAAGGCUUUUCUAUGAAAAUCCAUAUAUACUUCAGGAUAAAAAGUAAGGAGAAACCUUAAAACUGUGUUACUAAUGAGACAAUGACUAAUUCAGAAGAAAACAUUGCUGUUUAAUUUAGUGGAUGCUCAAGAUACAGUUGCACAAGUUCUUGAUUUAUAUAUAUAUAUAUAUAUGUUCAUGUUAUACACAAAUAUAUGUGUGUAUGUGUAUCUUAAGUUAUUUUUCUAAACUGCUGAGAUGUUUUAAAACUUACAGAAGAAUUGUAAAAAAAAAAAAGUUCUCAUGUACCCUUGAUCCAUCGUCCCCUUAUUUUGACAUUUUACUUAGGUAGAACAUUUGUUAAAAUUAAGAAGUUAAUGUCAUUACAAUGCUAUUAAUAUUAACUGAAGUAGGGAGUUAAAAGUAGAAAUGUUAUGAGCCUUUUCGCUAGCAUUCUCUUAACUGUGCCAGGCUCUUUUUUUUUUUUCCUAACAUUUAGCAUCUGCGAAUUUGACAAUGUAUUGUGAGAAGAUACCUGAUGUUGUGAUGUGUUUCUUGUGUUACUAUUGAUCACCACGCUCAAGUGGUGUCUGCUAGGAUUUUCUGCUAUAAGCUUACCAUGUUUUCCUUUAUUAUUACUAAAGAUUCACUAGAGAUACUUUGAGACUAUGCAAAUGUCCUGUUUCUGCUUAAAAUUUACCUACUCUUCUUACUAUCUGUUGGCAGAUCUUACCUUGUGACAGUUACUGUGGUGUUUUAGUGGUAAUUUUCUAUUAGUCUCACUUCUACCUUUAAUAAUUGGGAUGUAGCCUCUGAAUUUAUAUUUUUUAAUUACAAUAAGAUAUUCAGGAUAGGUAUAAAAUUAGAUCUUAUGGAUGUAAACCAUGCUAAAAUUAUUUCAAAUGCUAGUAUCAAUGAAAAGAAAGCUAAGUUGUUAACAUGUCUCAGAAAAUAUCAUGAACUUAAGGAAAACAGUAUUUAUGAUUUACAAAAUUUGUUCAGUUUUUUACUUAAUACUGACUUGAAACUGAAAUUAGUUUUCUUUAGAAAUUGCACAGCACAUCCAAACUUUUUAAGAGUGUCUAAAUUUAUAUUACUUUGGGAAUCUUUUUUUUUCUUUUUGUCAAAAUCUUGAAUAAAGUUACCUAGACCUGGCAUGAUAAA